UAAUCCCCACAACAAACACUUGGUAUGAUUAUUGAUUUGAUUCUUUGAUUUUCUACCGUGUGCAGCUGCAGGUCUGUAGCGCCCCACUGUGGCAGGAAACGGCAUCGUCGCCCACUGACGCUGAGCUUGGUUUGGAGUAACCAUGGCAACGCGAACACCGGUUGCGUUCACUUCAGGAACAACUUGAAAGAAGAGAUAGAAGGAGACGUUCGGUGAAGUUAAAUUAGACGUGUUUUGAGCUUCUCCCCCACCUUAUUUCCUUGCUUCCUCGUUUCCUUGUUUCUUUUGAAGACAUGGACUCGUCGGUGAUCCUUCCUGGAGAAGCAGAGGGAGUCGUUCAAAGUCUGCAAACCUUCACUCUCAAAGAGGUCGGCUCGCCCAGGUGGUUCAGACAGCACGAGCACAUCGAGAAACUCAACAUGCAGGCGAUACUGAAUGCCUCUGCCAUGCAUGAUGAGUUUAUCAAGGAGCAACUGGUAUCAUACGGAAAGAUCCCGCUUCUGGUCCACGAGAUGAUCCUCGUCGAAGUGUGGAAGCACAAAGUGUUCCCGGUCCUGUGUCAGCUGCAGGACUUCAAUCCUCGCAGCACAUUUCAUCUUUACAUGGUGAUCCACCAUGAAGCCACAAUAAUAAACCUGCUGGAAACAAUCAUGUUUCACAAGGAUUCAUGUGAGGCAGCUGACGACUCUGUUCUCGACUUGGUGGAUUACUGUCAUCGCAAACUCACCUUGCUGGUCAGCGGAACGGCCAGGGAGGACAAGGCGGCAGCUCAUGGGCAACACGAGCAGACGGCGAAAACAGACGUUUCCUCUAUCGAGGAGUUGCAGAUCCACAGCACCGCACUCGAGUUUGAGAUUUCCCUGAAGGCCGUGUCUGUGCUGCGCUACAUCACAGAUCACACCAGCAGUAUCAGUGUUAUCAAUCGCAUGCUGUGCACCCAUAACAUACCAUGUGUGCUGGUUCAGCUGAUUCUCUGCUGCCCGUGGACCCGCUGCAGAGAAGGUGGCGUGGAGAAGUACAUACACAGCAAAUGGCAGAAGAUCAAUGUGGAGGACCAUUUAAAGAUGACGAAACAAGAUGGACAGGUCUGGAUUUCCCUUUACAAUCUGCUCCUGAGGGAAGACUGCCAAAGAAAAUAUGACUUCAACAGUUUCAACAAGAACUGGCUUUUAAAGCUCCGUGGUUUCUUGACUGAGGUGCUGGUCGACCAGCUGCCAAAUCUGGUGGAGCUGCAACGUUUCCUGGCUCAUCUCUCCGUCAUGGACCCAGCUCCACCAAAAAAAGAGCUCAUUUUGGAACAGGUCCCAGAAAUGUGGAACCACAUCGUAAGUGAGAAUUCUGGAAAGUGGAAAGCCAUCGCAAAGUACCAGGUGAAAGAAACAUUCAACCCGUCCGACAGUGACCUGAGACUGCAUGCACAGAGGCUGAACCAAACCUACAACUGGGACGUGAUGGAGACUUUACUCCCGGAAAAACCAAAGUGUGGCUCCUGUGGGAAAGAGGCUACAAAGAGAUGCUCUCAGUGUCAGGGAGAAUGGUAUUGUCACAGAGAAUGUCAGGUGAAGCACUGGCCUAAACACAAGAAACAGUGUCAGCUCCUGGCUGAGGCCACAGAGCGAAUCCAGAAGGACCUGAACGUCAACAGUUGAAGGAGAAAUUGUUAAGUAUGUGGAAGGAUGGCUGGUAGAUGUGAGACGGGACCCUAGAUACACACAGUGUGACGAGAACAGACGUGCAAUUCAGAUGAUUUCACAUUAUUAUGAUGAUGCUUCUCUAUUUUUUACUGCUACAGAACUCUGGUGUUGCUUGUUUUGUCUUGUAAUAAAAUUGUCAAAUAUGA
Solea senegalensis (Senegalese sole) is the source of this 1840-nucleotide messenger RNA. RefSeq names its product zinc finger, MYND-type containing 10 (gene zmynd10). NCBI's taxonomy places the organism in Eukaryota, Metazoa, Chordata, Actinopteri, Pleuronectiformes, Soleidae. The record is from RefSeq and is a predicted model, not a curated record. The coding region runs from base 294 to 1649 and encodes 451 amino acids. Gene Ontology annotation, cellular component: centriolar satellite; cytoplasm. Gene Ontology annotation, biological process: inner dynein arm assembly; motile cilium assembly; outer dynein arm assembly. The transcript has 12 exons.